AUGAUCAAUUACAGCCUCCCAUCACUGUCCCCAAUGAAUGCUGGAGAGGAAUAUUACGGAACGGACAAUGGAACUGUUCUCUCUAACAAUAGCUUCACUAAUAAUAAUUCAGGAUUGACAUUAGGAGAGUAUAUGUAUCUAUAUAUUUGCUUUUUAAUCAGCAUUUUGGGACUUUGGUGGAAUGGGACUGUCAUCUGGCUGCUUGGCUUCUGCAUUAAGAGGACUCCUUCCACUACUUACAUCCUGAACCUCUCCAUAGCUGACUUUGGUUUACUCACAGUUAAUCUUAGUUCGUAUAUAUGGUCCCUGUUUGAAGUAUCUGUCCUCAAACACCUUCUAGUAUACAUUCUUAUUCUAAUGUUCCUGUUCUACAGCACAGGUCAAUUUCUGCUGACAGCCAUCAGCAUUGAUAGGUGUGUGGCUGUCCUUUUCCCACUUUGGCAUCGAUGCCACCGGCCACCAAAUAUGUCCACCGCUGUUUGUGCCUCAAUAUGGGGACUUUCUUCUAUUUUCCCUGCAAUUCACUUCACUCUCCUUCUGGCUGAUUUCAAUGUUUAUAACAUACUGGGCAUUCAUCUUAUUGUGAAUGGCUUCCUUUGCCUCCCACUCAUGACUAUCGCCACUCUGAUCCUUUUUAUCAGGGUCUGCUUUAAAUCACACCAGAGGAGGAGGGGGAAAGUUCUGGUUAUAGUCCUGCGUGCUCUCUUCUUCUUCAUCAUUUUUUCUUUUCCACUCAACGACGUUUUCAUCACUGUUUAUGUUCUUGAUUCAGAACCUCCUUCUUUCUUAGAAUAUGCCUUCAUACUUGCCUAUCUGGAUAGCUGCAUUAACCCUUUGAUUUAUUUCCUGGUUGGAAGACAGAAAAGAGGCAGGUGUAGGCAGAGCAUGAAAGCCACAUUCCAGAAUGUUUUCAAAGAGGAUGAAAACCCUGGAGAGGCAGGCGAGAUCUCUUUGGAAACUCAGUUAUGA
Molecule: messenger RNA, 969 nt
Organism: Podarcis muralis (Common wall lizard)
Lineage: Eukaryota; Metazoa; Chordata; Lepidosauria; Squamata; Lacertidae
Product: mas-related G-protein coupled receptor member H-like
Biological process (GO): G protein-coupled receptor signaling pathway
Cellular component (GO): plasma membrane
Molecular function (GO): G protein-coupled receptor activity
Source: RefSeq, a predicted model, not a curated record